Messenger RNA from Triticum turgidum subsp. durum (durum wheat), 801 nucleotides. The record is from the annotation of a GenBank genome assembly. Lineage: Eukaryota; Viridiplantae; Streptophyta; Magnoliopsida; Poales; Poaceae.
AUGGUGACAGUGCAAGAUGAGAUGCGCAAGGGGCCAUGGACAGAGCAGGAAGACCUGCAACUGGUAUGCACUGUCCGCCUGUUCGGUGACCACCGCUGGGAUUUCGUUGCCAAAGUCUCAGGCCUUAACAGGACAGGCAAAAGCUGCCGCCUCCGGUGGGUCAACUACCUCCACCCUGGCCUCAAGCAUGGGCGCAUGUCGCCACAAGAGGAACACCUUAUUAUUGAGCUCCAUGCUCGAUGGGGUAACAGGUUUGAUACAAAAGAAGACCUUACUAAAGCAGCUUUUUUUCAUCUACAACAGAUGAAACGCACUAACACCCUCUCUAUGUAUAGGUGGUCUAGAAUAGCACGCAGACUGCCAGGGCGUACGGACAAUGAGAUUAAGAACUACUGGAGGACACACAUGAGGAAGAAAGCACAAGAGAGGAAGAUAGACAUGUCACCUUCUUCCUCCUCAUCAUCAUUUACAUACCAAUCCUGCCUCCUUGAAACUGCACCAAUAAUCAGGAUGGAUGGAGGCAGCACUCAUAAUGGCACAACCUGCUUCUCAAGUGUACUUAAGAGCAACCAGAGUGUCAUGGAUGGAUAUUCUAUGGACCAGAUAUGGAAGGAGAUCGAGGCACCGGCCAUGCUGCCUAUUGAUGAUAAAGCAUGCAGCAAUCUCCCAUGUCCUCUGCUGCCAUCUCCUAUGGGAGAUCGCUACUGCCCUCCUGAGGUAGUCUGGAAGAUGGACAAUGGUGAUCUCAAGAUGUUAGCUCCACAAUUUGGUUAUGGUAAUGGAGAACGUUCCUGCUAUUGA